This is a messenger RNA of Paramecium octaurelia, 2076 nucleotides long. The record is from the annotation of a GenBank genome assembly. NCBI's taxonomy places the organism in Eukaryota, Ciliophora, Oligohymenophorea, Peniculida, Parameciidae.
AUGGGUAUUAUUUUAUCUAGCCAGUCGAAAGAGGAAAAGAAAAUCAAUAAAAUAAUUGUGUAAACCCCCAUUUUUAUUAUAUUACUAGAAAUCAAAACCUAGACCCUCAAGCUGGAAACUAUUUCCAAUAAAGUAAAACAUCAGAAUAUGAAUGUUAUAUUUGGGAUUCGAAUUAAAAGAGGUUAUUGAAGAUUAAAUUUCGAAUAUCAACUACAAAUGAACUCUAAAGGUACACUUUAGACGGAGAAAUUCUUAAAAUGUAAAGAUAUAACAAAAUAUUAGAGUUUAAAAUAAAAAUUCUUCAUUAAAAUUGGAUUUGUUGACUAAUUUAGAGUAGAUCAAAUAUCUUGAAUGUUCUGAGAAUUAAUAAGGAAAUUAUAUGGAAGUUAGGAAAUUAACUAUGUAUUGGGGAGGAGAACAAUUAUAAUAAUCUGGGGGGUUUUACUCAAAGGAUGGGUUGAAGUAGGGUUUAUGGAAUUAAUUAAUUAAAAAAUAUUCAAGGUAAUAUCCACUGACUUCUAACUAGUCAAGCCCAAGUAUGCGAAAAAGGAGAAUAUUUUAAUGAUCAAAAAUUUGGUUUAUGGACAUACAUAGAUUAAAAUUAAAUGAUGUAUAUUAUCCAAUAAUUAUUUUGUGGUGGUGGAUUGUACAGUUCAGAUUUUUAGAAAAAUGGUAAAUGGGUUGAGCUGAGCGAGACUUUUUGGAAUUAAUCCUAAGUUACUUAUAAUGGUGAGUAUAAGAGUGGAAAAAAAGUUAAUAAAUGGGAUACAAUGAUUAAUGGAAAAUAGAUGUAAGUAAAUCAGAAUGAAUUAAUAAUAAAUAGUAUUGGUGGAGGGUUUUACAGUAUUUCAGGUUCGAUUAAAAUUGGAAAAUGGAUUGAGGUGAGUGAGGGAUUUUGGGAGAAAUCUUAAAUCACAUAUGUUGGUGAAUAUUAAAAUGGAAAAAAAGUUGGUAGAUGGGAUAUUUUUUAUAAAUAGAACUAUGGAAAUUAUACAAAUGAAUUAGUGUAUCAAAUUUAGAAAGUACAAUUUUAGUGGUGGUGGCUCUUACUAUGAUGAUGACAAUCAGGAAGGUGUUAGUAUUAAGAUUGGAAAAUGGAUUGAAUUGAGUGAUGGGUUUUAAGAAAAGUCUUAUGUUUUUCUUGUUGGUUAAUAUAAACAGGGAGAAAAAGUUGGUAUAUGGGACAUUUUUCAUUAGUAGAAUAAUAAGAACGAAUUAAUGUAAUUUUUAAUUAUGAAUUAAAAAAAUUUUAGCGGUGGCGGCUUGUAUGGAGAUAUUGAAAAUUAAGAAGGUAUUGGUAUUAAAAUUGGAAAAUGGGUUGAAUUGAGUGAUGGAUUUUGGGAAAAGUAGUAAAUAAUUUAUGAGGGUUAAUACAAAAAUGGAAAUAAAAUUGGUAGAUGGAAUAUUUUGGAUUCUAGAAGAUAAAUGUAAAACGAUAAUACAAUUUUGCGUUAUUUAUAGCAUAGGUGGAGGGCAAUAUGAUGAUACAUUUUCAUUUAAGUGUGGGAAAUGGAUUGAAUUAAAUGAGAGAUUUUCUUGGGCUUCAUAAGUCACUAGUUAUGGAGAAUAUAAAAAUAAUAAUAAAGUUGGCAGAUGGGAUAUAGUGGCUUGGGGUAAAUAGAUGUAAUGUUAAUAAAUUAUUAAGUUAUCAAUAGUGGCGGUGGAUCGUAUUAGUAUGAUGAAAACUUAGAAUGUGAGACUCUUAAAAUUGGAAGGUGGAAUGAAUUGAGCGAAGUGUAUGGGUUAUAUUCAUACGUCACUAACAAUGGCGAAUAUAAAGAUGGUAAAAAAAUUGGUAGAUGGGACAUUUUGUGGAGAGAGGACGAGAAAAAACCAUUUCAAUAAAUGUAAAAAUUUCUUAUCAUGUAAUUUAGAGGAGGUGGAACUUAUGAUUAAGUAACCAAGUUAGGAAGUUCUGUAAAGAAUGGUAAGUGGAUUGAGUUAAGAGAUGGAUUUCGAAAGUAUUCCUAAGUCACUUUCAUUGGUGAAUAUAGAUAUGGAAAAAAAGUUGGAAUAUGGGAAGAGAUAGAAUUAAGGUGUAACAAAAAUAUUAAAUCGAUAAAUUAUAAUAAUUGA